This is a messenger RNA of Naegleria fowleri, 1518 nucleotides long. RefSeq lists its product as uncharacterized. The coding region runs from base 1 to 1518 and encodes 505 amino acids. The transcript has a single exon. Gene Ontology annotation, biological process: DNA replication checkpoint signaling; cellular response to ionizing radiation; mitotic intra-S DNA damage checkpoint signaling. Gene Ontology annotation, cellular component: checkpoint clamp complex. Lineage: Eukaryota; Heterolobosea; Eutetramitea; Acrasida; Naegleriidae. The record is from RefSeq and is a predicted model, not a curated record.
AUGGAAGUCGGAAUCAAAAACAGACAAAAUAUCAAAUUAUUUGCUCACAUCAUCAACUGUCUAUCAAAGAUCGGAGAAGAAGUUGCUUUUGAAAUUGCCGUGGACUAUGUUUGUUUAACCACUAUCAAUGCUGGAAAGUCUAGCUAUAUUCAAUUCGUUUUAGCUCAUUCCUUUUUUGAUCGGUGGGCCGUAAUUGCUAACGCUCCGAAGAAAAUCAAACUGACUCUCAAGAAUGUUGUACACGUUUUUAAAUCAGCCAAUCAUUUGGAUCAGUUGAAAAUAGUGGUAGAUAAGAAUAAGAACAGAGUCGUUUUCGAUUCAUUUGGAUUAUCUCAAGUUCAAAAAAUAUAUGAAAUUUACUUCACUUCAUGUGAUGUAGCCAAACCAGAACUUGAUUUUCAACCUGGUUUUGAAUUUGUUGCGAACGCUUCAUAUUUAUCUAAUUUACUUAUACCCUUCGGAAAACUUACUGGAGAUAUUACAUUUCUUGUCGGAAAAAGAAUAGUUUUAACAACAUCUCAACAACAAUCAUCCUCACCACAAAAUGCAAGACCAUCACAACAACAAAAUCCAGCUGGAGCCAACCCCCAACCAGAACUAAUACCGCCGUCCGCCACCACUCAAUACUAUAUCCAAAUGAAAUCAUACAAUGAGAGAAAUGCUCCAGAAAAACUUAGUGGAAUUCAAACCUCGUUGGCACUUGAUACUGGAAAUUUAGAAUCCUUCCAUGUUGUUGAGAAUGAUGAAAUAAUUCAAAUUAAUGGAGAUGAGACAGUUGCUAGACCAACUCCUCCUCUAUCAUCCAACGAAACUGUUCAGUUUGAAGCUGAAUUAUCGUUUAGUUUUAAGGACCUCAAAGCUUUAAUAAGUUUUUGUGAAGUUGCUGAAUAUAAUAUGAAUUUUUCGAUAUCUAAACUCAAACAGCAACCUGUAAUUAUUACCUCAUCUUCUCUCACCAAAGACCUUGAAGUAACAUUGAUUAUGGCAACAAAUGAUGCAGACGAUCAUUAUGAGCCAAAUACAACUGAGACUACUAUCACUUCAACUAGGAAACCAAGUCAACAACAAACGUCUAAUGAAAAUCAAAUGACUGAUGAUCAAGCAUUGAGUUCCUUCUCUACUCCUCCAAAGCAACAACCAAAACGAAAGCGAGUUGAACUAGAAGAAAGUUCAAUACUCGAAUCACGACUCAACACAACCACAGUUGGCUCAUCCAAUUCGUCAGGAAAAUCCUUACACAACCGAUUUCUUAAUGAGGAUAUCGAACCAGGAUUCCAUAUGGACAACUCUUUUGGCUUGAAUGGUGUCAACGAAAGAUAUAUCGAACUUUUUCCUCAUUCCUCUGGUACGGCUAGCUUUGCCACCCCUCCAGCUCGCAACAGCAGCGCAAUGGAGGACGAUGAAAACGAAGUUAUUGCCCAAAGGCACAUAUCAACUAAUGCCAGUAACGAUUAUGGUGACGAUGAAGAAGAAGAGGAAAUGGUCCAAGCUACUCCAUCACCAAAAAGAAAAAAGUAA